AUGAGGAGUUUUUGGUUGUUACCUUUAUUAUCUCUCCCCAGCGCACUAUCCAACUCCGCUACCGAGCAGAUAGUUUUCAGCAAUGGGUACCAUCCAAUUGACCAGUCCGUGGUCAAGAACGUUGUUGACCAAUUCUUGAGUGAUGCUAAGAAGGCGAUCCUCAAAGGGAAGAAGAACAUGCAGAAUUGGAUUCAUGAUGGAAGAGAGUAUAUCAAACAGAAUGAUUUUCUUUAUGAGCUCGUGUCACAUCCGGCUUUCGGUUCUCAUCAACUUAGGCUCACGGAACCAACGUUGUGCGAUCCAUCUGUCAAACAGUACUCUGGUUAUCUGGAUACUCAAGAGGACAAACACCUUUUCUUCUGGUUCUUCGAAUCCAGAAAUUCACCAAAGGACGCACCUCUAAUAAUGUGGUUGAACGGUGGACCCGGUUGUAGCUCUUCAACUGGAUUGUUAUUUGAACUCGGUCCCUGUCGUAUCAGUGACGAAGGCAGAAACACUACCGUGAAUCCUCACAGCUGGAACACGCAUGCCAAUAUCAUCUUCCUUGAUCAGCCAGUCGAAGUUGGUUAUUCUUACAGCUCGAGUGGGAAUUCGGUAGACACUAGUCCAGUGGCCGGGAAAGAUGUCUAUGCUUUCCUCGAACUCUUCUUUGUUAGAUUUCCCGAAUAUUCCAGUCUUCCAUUCCACAUUGCUGCGGAGAGUUAUGGCGGUACAUACGCACCAAACAUUGCCAACGUCAUCUACAAGCAGAACAAAGAGCUGUCUUUGGCUACAUCUGGUUCCUCCCAACUCAAGAUCAUCAAUUUGGCGUCGGUUGUUUUAGCAAAUGGGCUUACAAAUCCCUAUGUUCAGAUGGGUUCUAUAGCCGACUGGGCUUGCGAAGGUCCUUAUGCCGUUUACGAUGAUCCUAGUGGUCCUCAAUGUGAAGCGCUGCGCACGAAGAUUCCAACGUGCCAAAGACUCAUCAACUCCUGCUACUCAUUCAAUUCGCGACUUACGUGCGUUCCUGCGCUCUUGUAUUGUAACUCUCAAUUGUUUGGACCUCUCAUGCAACUCGGACUCAAUCCAUAUGACGUGCGUCGGAAAUGCGAUCGGGCCAAGGAUGGGGAGCUAUGCUACCGGGAGAUGGAUCAUGUUGCAACUUGGAUGAAUGACGGGAAGAACAAAGUUGCGCUUGGUGCUAAUCCAUCUAUCGAAUUUGAAGCCUGCAAUAUGGAAGUCAACCAGGCGUUUUCUAGGCAAGGCGAUGGCGCACACAACAGUGCGCUUCUUUUACCCGACCUUAUCAACGAUGGCGUCCGACUAUUGGUCUAUGCUGGAAAUGCUGAUAUGAUGUGCAAUUUCAUUGGCAACGAACGCUGGGUUGAACAACUAGAUACCAAAUUCUAUGAUGAGUUUGUUGCAGCUCAGUCGAUUCCGUGGAUCACAAUCGAGGGUGGUGUUCUGGCCGGAACUGUUCGUUCUGCAGGGCGUGGUGGAUUCGGUGCUGGAAAUGUUACUUUUGUAACAGUUCACGAAGCAGGCCAUAUGGUUCCAUAUGACCAGCCCGAGGCGGCACUUGAUCUGAUAACAAGAUGGAUUCUGGAUUCCCCUCUGUCUUUGGACUGA
Molecule: messenger RNA, 1608 nt
Organism: Lentinula edodes (shiitake mushroom)
Lineage: Eukaryota; Fungi; Basidiomycota; Agaricomycetes; Agaricales; Omphalotaceae
Product: carboxypeptidase C
Exons: 9
Coding region: 1-1608 (535 amino acids)
Biological process (GO): proteolysis
Cellular component (GO): fungal-type vacuole
Molecular function (GO): serine-type carboxypeptidase activity
Source: RefSeq, a predicted model, not a curated record